Dermacentor andersoni is the source of this 7507-nucleotide messenger RNA. RefSeq lists its product as uncharacterized. The record is from RefSeq and is a predicted model, not a curated record. Lineage: Eukaryota; Metazoa; Arthropoda; Arachnida; Ixodida; Ixodidae.
CGACAUCGCUUCCUGUAGGAAGAUGGCGAAGGCGCCGUCGUUUUGUGUGUGGGUAAUGGUGCAUCACCAUGGAUAGCGAUCACACGGGCUACGUUAGCUUGACGGCGACCAUGGACAGUGAUCAUACAGGUUACGCUAGCUUGACGACUCCUGCCAUGGAAGUCGGGGCAAAAUUUGCUUCGCUAGAAGAACUUAGCGCUGCACUCAGGCUGUACGAAGAGACUCACUUCACGCAGUUUUGGAGGAGCUCUUCACGAACAAUCCUGGGUGCCCGGAAAAAAGGCUUGAAAAGGCCCAUCAAAGAAGAGCUGGUCUAUUCAGAAAUAAUCUUCAGCUGUGCAAAUGGUGGCCGGAAAUACACAUCCAAAUCCACAGGAGCACGUCCCAACCAAAGGACGUUCAAGAUUGGCUGCACAGCCAGGAUAAAGGUAGUGGCUUCUGCGGAUGGCAACUACCUGGAAGUCAAGCUUCUGGAUGAUGUCCAUAACCACCCUGUCAGUGAGGCCUGUUUCCGGCAGCUACCAAAGCAGCGACGAUUGGCAGCUGAUGACCUGCUUGAAGCCAAGAAGCUUCUCACGUUUGAGUCAGAUGAAGAAGCCAUUCAGAAUUUUCUUGUCAGCACAGGCAAGGUGGUGCUGCUGCGUGAUCUGCGGAACAUGGGCAUCUCUGGCAGCUCCCAGCCAAAUAACCAGCAGACGCAAGUAGAGCACACUCAACAGCAGGGCAAUGCUUUGGAUGCCUUAGUGCUUGAAGUCCAAGGUGCAGGGGGUGCUCUUGAUGUUCUUGCCACAGAGGACAACGCACUGGUGGGCGUGUUCUACCAAGACCACUUCAUGCGCGAAGCCUACCAAAGCUACCCAGAGGUUGUCUUUGUGGAUGCUGUAUACAAGACUCAGGGCAAAGGUCCAAUGCUAAUCCUGGCUGUAGAGGACUCCAAUGGGGAAACUGAGGUGGUGGGUUUUGCUUUGUGUGCUGCCUCAGAUGAUAUCACCAUUCGGCUGGUGUUGGAGCGUUUCGUGCUGCACGUGGGUGCUGAUGCAAUUGACCGGACACAGACAGUCAUGACUGACCGUGAAAUGGUUGAGCGGGGACUGCUUCGCGACAUGUUCCCGAAUGCUACCGAAGUCAUCUGCAUGUACCAGGUGCUGCGUGCCUUUAAGCGCCAGAUGACGGCUGAGAAGAUGGCUCUAAGCCGAGAGGAGAAAGCCAGUAUGAUGGAGAUCCUGCAGCGCAUGUGCCAUGCUCGGGACGAUGAUGCCUAUAACGAGCUUUUCCAGAAACUGGAGCAGGCUUGCUCUGCCAGUGUGCUGGCACACUUUAUUGCCCACUGGCAUGAGAUCCGGUCCCAAUGGGUGCAAGGUUUACAGGAAGUUCCUACAUUGGGAAAUCGCACAAACAACCGUCUCGAAUCAGUCAACCAGAAGGUGGCCCACAUUGUGGGCAAGCAUGAAGUUCUGGACCAGCUAUUUCAUGCACUCAAAUGCUUUGCAACACGCCUGCGGAUUGAGCGUGACCAGCGAGCCAUGCAAACUAUCCUCAAGAUUGCGGCACCACCCAACAUGACAGAGGAUGAGCGCAGGUACAUGGCCUUCCUUACACCAUAUGCCUUCAAGCGAGUGUCGCAGCAGAUGCAAGCAGCUCAUUCCAUGGUUGAACCUGACGAGACCUAUGUGAGCACAUGCAGCUCAUGUAACUGCUGGGAUGCCACAUCCUACAUGCUACCCUGCCGGCAUAUCUUUUUCGAGAGACUUCGCACUGGCCUACCUCUUUACUUUGAGGAAGGUGCUGCUCAGCGCUGGACACGUGAAUACUACAAAAAUGCCUGUCGCCUUUUCACAUCUGAGCCCAAGAUGCAGCAGCAGUGGAGUGUGGGUGCUGAUGGUGAGGAAGAGGCUGAAGAUAGUGCUGCAGCCAAGAGUUCCCCUUUCGAAAAGCGCAAAGUCACGGAAACUGGGCUGCUCGUUCAACAACUGGCAGCAUGCAUGCUGCAGUUGCCCCCAGGCCACUAUGAACGAGCGGUGGCACUUGUCAGAGACCUCAAGAGUGCCAUGGAGGAAGGCAAGGAAGUGUGCCUUGUGCGGAUAGAGUCAAACAUGGAGGUGCAGUGAGACACGUUGAGGUUGUGCUUUUUGUCAGUAUGCCAGCAGGCAUAACAGAGUAGAAAGUGGCUACACAGAAUGUGUGAAGCACUUCACAUCACAGUGGAACUUCACAGUCAUGGCUGUUUGUCUGUGCUGUCAUCAAGUCAGACUGGCUUCCACAGGUGCAUUUUGUGGUGUGCACUGCCACUCAUGGUGUAUGAGCACCUUGAGCUUAGUAGCAAGUGCAGCAAAGGGAGUAUGCAUCCUCUGUUUGUCGCCAUUUAUGAUGUGAAGGUUAAGUUAGAGUUACCCAAGAAGUCUUUUUGGUUACAUUGCCACAGAACUUGUAUUUUACAUAUCGGUGAAUGAGACACUUGUACUUAUGGGUGGCUUUUGCCAGUUUCAUAAGACAGAUGCAGUAGUUGCUGAUACUUUUCCCAAGACCAUGCCUGUCAGUCCAAGGCACAGUUGUCUAUGCCAAGGCAUGUGCAGUUUCUUGAAAUACCAGCUGCUGGUGUCUGUGUAUGAGCGCAAGCACCACUGUCAGCAGCACAAUGUCUCCAGUGAAGUGUUUUCAGUCAAAGGACCUCACUUAAAGUGUGUAAAACAGCAUUUCUGACCGAAACUUUCUGAAGGCGAUGUAGAAUGGUAGUAGAAUAGCUUGCAUGAAUGCCUUGGUCUAGCAUGUUGCAACAUAGUUCCUUCUCAAGCUGGUUUCUGUAAUGUCAUUGCUACAGCAUUCAGGUUAUCUCAAAGGGUGUAAAUAUAAGCUAACCCAUGAAAAACACUUUGUUGUGCUCUGCUUCACCAUGGCAAGGAUUGCUUUUCUAUACACAGUCAUGUUAUAAGUAAAAUUCUGAAUUUUCCACUGGAAUGAACAACUUCUCAUAGGUAACAACACAGGAGAUUACUUCUGUCUCAGGGAUGAGAGGGUGUGAAGGGUGAUCACAGGGAAGUCAAUCAAGGCAGAUCCUGGUGACCUGUGCUCAUGCAUGUGACGACUCCAGGAUGUAGAAGCAGGUUUUGUGUAUGAAAGAAGCUCUAGUGUGCUAGCCAUAUCCACCAUGUUGCCACUAGCCUAGAAAUUGAGCUUAGCAAGUAGCCAUCGUCAUGUGCAAGCUGGGGAUGAGGUGUGGAAGGCACCUUGAUCACCAGAAAGGGUACGACACAGAAAGGGUUUGGGUGAGUUAGUACAGCGUUUUGAUUGUAUGCCAUCGCAGCAAGCACUAAAGGAUUUGUUUCAUGCACUGAUAUACAGUCAUAAUCGAAGGGCACAUUUCUCAUGCAAUCAACUUUUCAGGCCUGAUCUGUUGGGCUGCUUUACAAAUUUUUGGGGUCAUAAUAGCCCAACUUGUAACAAAACAUGGCCAGUUGCCCAAUUUACCAAUCCACAUUGAGAAUUCAUGCAAAGAUGAAAAGAGAAUAGAAUAUUGAACCAAAUGCAGCUUCUCUUCCUUGUUUAAAUAUACUUUGUUGCUCUUGCUCUGUCUGCUGUAUGUCUGAGCAAAAUACAGGAGGAAAAUUCUUUACUAUAUGGCCUCUUGGUUAUUGACCCUGCAAUUUCUGUCACCCCUAAUAUAAAGCAGCGCACUGAAAGCAACAAAAAGUCCUUCAGCAAAAAUGCAAAGAAUGUGCUUACUGAAAAAAAAUGUGUGUGUGUAAAUAUAUAUAAUGAUGCACGAAGCCUUACUUAAUAACCUGCCACUGGCCUGCUCAUGUUUAGGUUGGUGGCAUGUUAAAGCUGAUAGCUGAUGACUUUACUGACCAGAUAACAACGCAAGAAACAAUUCCUGAGGGCCAUAUGCCAUAUUGCCUUACAGUUCAUCUUGAUUGUCAUCUUUGCUGCUGACUCUUGGUAUCUGUUUACUCAUCACUGCUUCCAUUUAAUGCUUUUGAUGUGAGUUUUAAACCCCAAGGAAGUUAUGAUCUGUCAUCCAAUGAGGCAUGACCACCAGCCAUUGCACCUAACAAUCAAACCUCAAUUUAACGAAAUUUGUGAUGUAAUAAAUUAUUUGAAUUCCCCUAUCUUAGUUCCAUUGAAAACUGUGUAUUUGUUUUCACAAUUUAAUGAAGUAAUUUCGUGACAUGAUUUCAAUUUAACGAAAUUUUCGGCCAUUUCAAGCAUGUAUAUGGAGCCUGUAUGGCUGGUAUAUCUAGCAAAGAGACUAUAAAAAUGUCGGCCAAGGAAAAAGUUAUUUGCAAGCAUCCCUCUGCAUGAAAAGUUUAAGCAGAAGAAACGUGUCGAAGUGCAUGCACCGGGACGCAGUAUGCAGAAAACACCGCUGCAUCAUUUGUUGUGUAACAGCUUGCGGAGGUCGUGGGGCAUGUGGCAGCUCGGAGCACUCAAAUAAACAAGACAACUGACGAUUCCUUCAGUGCAAGGGAGGUGGCAAAGAGGCAGUGCUACCGACCUGAAGAAAAUUUCCCUAGAUCCAGGGAUUCUAUGGCUUGCUUAAGAAACAUUUUCAAAAUCUGUGGAAGGGAGGAAGGAAAAACAGGGAGGGUAACCAGACUUUGUCCACUUUGCAAAUCUACGUACAAUUUGUACUAUGACAUGGAACAAGGAAAAACUCGGAGACUUGAGAAACCGCUGGGCUGUGACACCACAAUGACCAUGACGUGGAACUGCUGAUGUGACAGCAUGUUUUGAUUUCAGUCAGCCCAAAUUACUUUUGCAUUAGCAUACAAAGUAUGCCUUGUGGUCGGACUGCAGUGCAGUGAACGCCUCUUGCCAAGUAAAUGACUAGGUGUGGAUAUCUUCCUCUGAAUCAAAUAUUUAUCUCUAACCAGCAAGACAAAUGUAUGCUGCAGUGUCACACAAAGCAGCACCUGGAAACUUUGGCAUAGGUGGACACAUAUACCUAGCGCUGAGCAUGACUAGGCGGCAGGGGCACUGUGUAGCCGACUAUGCACUCAAAUUUACAAUCCAUAGGCAGAGCAGCAGACUCGUAUUGUAGAGUCUCAGUGGUAACAUGUAGGGAGAGUUUUCACAUAGAGCAUGGGUUCUCAGGGUGAGUUCCACGGAACCCAGAGGUUCCGCAGGCCCCUCCUCAGGGUUCCGGGAGCCACUGAUAAAUUUUCCUUGGUUCCGCGCUCGCCCAAGUGGCUAAGAUGGUGAACCAUGUACAUUUGUACCGUUUGCAGAUAGGUGCUGCUAGCGUGCACGCGGGUGUUUUUGUCAGAGGAUUAAAAAUUAAAUACACGGGGCAGCACAACUCAGCUGGUUGUAGUAUGGUAGCUCGGUGAGCAGAAAGCGUUGCAAAUGCGCAAUGCAAAAGAGCAAGAACGGCGCUAGCGUCCAACCGAAACAAAGCUGCGGAGCCCGCCUAGUCGUCGUCCGAAAUCGUACGUGAUAUGCAAGUGACAGCAACGCCAGAACGUGUUGUGCCUAAUGUGCCCUUAAGCCUUUAUUCUUGUGUUUAUUGCCAUGCAUAAAACCUCGUUGGCAGCUGGCCGUGUGCCUUCAUAACUGUGUUGUUGAGAACCCCUGGAAUAGAGGAAAGAAAAAAAAAUUCGACAUGCAUCUGCGUGCUUUGGUGCAAAUUACUUGUAAGCUCGCUAACAUGAUGCUGCUAUGUCGGUACACCACAGCAUAUAAGAAAAAUGUAUUGAACAUACUUUGUAUUGGUGUCAUGAAGAGACACACUGUUUUGACAUUGCUACAGAUUCUGUAACCAGGUGGAGUCCGGUGCCAGCUUCUUUGCAGUUCAAAUAAGGUUGUGUCAAUCUGGUCAUUUUGUCAUUGUUCAAAUUUGUUUUCCAUAUGGAGUAAAUAUAAACAUGCUGAUGUCUUAUUCUGUGAAUGUAGUUUCAAGCAGGAGGCUGUGUUGUUAGCACAAGGAACUCUGGUUAGUGUGGCUUGCACUGCAAUAUGAUUUCAGCUUGAGUGCAGCAACUUCAUUAUUUAAAUUUAUAAAACAAGCUUGGAAAUAAAUUGAAACUAUAAAUUUUUAAUAUGUUUGCAUAACUAAAAAAGUACAUCUUGACCGAACCAUAUUGACAAACUUAGCAAGUGUAUAUUACAAAAAUCUAGGUAAAUCUGGAGAAUUCUGAAUACAAUUUAGGGGGAAAUUGGCUGAAAAGGUUGGCUGCACUGAGAAAAGGUGAGUGUGCGGUAACGUGAUCAAGUACGUGCCAGAGCAGGUGGGGGUGGGUGAUGCAUGCCUACCUGCCCUCUCCCCCUAGCGUGCGUGUCUCCUCUUCUGUACCUUUUCUGUAGCUGCGCAUGGCUGUCUAUGUACAGGCCACAUGCCGUAUGUUGAAGGUAAUCUUCGGCAAGUGCAAAGGCCAAGCCCAGAGGUUUGGUGCCUGGAUGUGCAUUCUGUUUACGCACGUCUAGUGUUGGUGGUUGCGUAAUCUCAAGUUUAUGAGGCACAGUGUGAAGUGUUUGCUCGUGUUGCGACAGCGUUCUUGGUCAUCAAGUUGGAUCUCUGCCUGAGCGUGCAUGACACCGACGAUACUACGAACCAUACUUCAUGUGUGCCUCAGCAUGCAUGACAGUGAUAAAAAUACGAACCUUACUUUGCGCAGUUGUCUCUUCGCUGUCGCCAUCAAUGGUGGCGACAGCGAAACCCUUUGGCAAAACUGCAACAUUUCCCUUUUUUUUUUUUUUUUCUUGGGACAAAUGUCUGUAUCUUCCUGCUCUUUUAUUUUUAAUUUGAGGGCACUUAGCAUGGUCAGCCAUGGCGUCCAAGAUUUACGGCACCACGUGGUGCAACACGCUAAUCUUGGACUCUGUGAGCCACUUCGAUGCAUUGCUCUCAGCGCUAUCUGCAAUGUGCACGCUGGUGCUCAUAACCACGCUAUUAUGGCCCGAUGUUCUUGUGAUUUGUUUGUAGGUGAUUACUGACAAGAUGCUAUCCACCAGGAAUAUUGUGUGAAUUUGUUAAAUUUUUACUGGUGGAACUUUAAAACCUCGAAUUAACAAAAUUAGCAAUUUAAUGAAGUUUUUUUGCUUUAAUUAUAACUUUGUCAUAUUGAGGUUCAUGUACAUUUCCUUCAGUGGAGUGCCCAGAGCACUUGUGAUUAUUUUUCUGAAUUUAGUGCACUGGAUGUGGAGGAACUUGGGAAACAUUCUGUUCAAAAGAUGUCACCAAAGAGCAGACUUGAUUGAAGUUGAAAUAGUGUGAUAAACAGGUGUGCAUGGCGUCAUACAUGCUUGCGACUCUUGUGUCUUGGUCACAUGGUGUUCAUACUUUCUUGAUGAAGCUUGCUUGCUUCCUCGUGACAGGGGCUGAGUUCAUUGUUUCACGGGGUGCAUUUACUCUCCAGAUUUGUAUGUUUCUUGUUUUUUAUGCUUUAUCCCUCCCUACUCGCAGUGGAAUAGUCCAAGCGCCCACUAUAAAUGAGAUGCUAUGUCUGUGGCUGGAACCUUUCAAAUAUUGUGGAACCCUGUGGCGUUUGGUCUAUAAAACAUUUCACCCUGA